Harpia harpyja (harpy eagle) is the source of this 1603-nucleotide messenger RNA. Its product is annotated as polyhomeotic-like protein 2. Lineage: Eukaryota; Metazoa; Chordata; Aves; Accipitriformes; Accipitridae. The record is from RefSeq and is a predicted model, not a curated record.
AGGAAUGCAAAUGAGUUAUGGCAUCGGGCCGCCGCGCCGCCGCCUGAGGGAGGAGGGAGCGGCCGCGGGCCCGGCCCCGCCGGUACCGGCACCGGCACCGGGACUCCCCCUCUCCGCCCCCCGCCCGCCCCCGGAGGCGCCUGGGCCAUGGCCGUGGCCGGCGGGAGCCGUUCCGCCCGGGCCGCAGCUCUAGCCUGACCCCCACCACCUCGCAGCGCCCCGGCAAACCGCCAUGGAGAACGAGCAGCUCCCGGCACCUCCGCCCUCCAGCAGCGCCGGCGGCACCGCCACGACUCCCAGCAGCACCGGCACCGCCCGCCCACCCGGUCCCCAGAUCUCCGUCUACAGCGGCAUCCCCGACCGCCAAACCGUCCAGGUGAUCCAGCAAGCGCUGCACCGGCAGCCCAACACGGCGGCACAGUACCUGCAGCAGAUGUACGCGGCGCAGCAGCAGCACCUGAUGCUGCAGACGGCCGCGCUCCAGCAGCAGCACCUCACCAGCGCCCAGCUCCAGAGCCUGGCCGCCGUCCAGCAGGCGAGCCUGGCGGCAAACAGGCAAAGCGGCUCUUCAGGUGGUAACGGCGCCCAGCCGGCACCGACGCAGCAACCCACAAUCAACCUGGCGACGUCGCCGGCGGCCGCGCAGCUCCUGAACCGGGCACAGAGCGUCACCCCCGGGGCCUCGGGCAUCGCGCAGCAGGCUGUGCUGCUGGGCAACGCCGCCUCACCCGCCCUCACCGCCAGCCAGGCCCAGAUGUACCUGCGGGCGCAGAUGCUCAUCUUUACGCCUACGGGCCCCGUCAGCGCCGUCCGGCCCGAGAGCCCCGCACCGGCACCACCGCCGGCACCACCGCCCGCCCCGCCACCUGCCACCCCCCAGGUGCACAGCCUGGCCCUGCGCCCCACCGGCCCUCACCUCCCCGCCCUGGCCAUGAAGCCCCCCGGCGGCCCCCCGCCCCGGGCGGGCCCCCCCCGGGGUCCCCCACCCGACCCCCCAGCCGAGCACCUCAAAAAAGCCGAGGGUCCCGACGCCCGCGCCCACCCCCUGGCCCGCGCUGCCGCCCCCGCUGCCGCCCACCCUCUCGUCACCCCAGCCUACGCCCCGCUGCAGCCCCCCCAGUUCCUGCAGCAGCCGCCGAAGCCGAUGCAGCCGCAGCCGCAGCAGCAGCAAUUUGUCAUCCAGCAGCAGCAGCUGGCACCACGUGGGCAGCCCCCCCCGGGCCCCCCCUCCGCCCCCCAACUCCAGCCCCUUCCCCCUGCCAGCCCCGGCCCGGCCCCCCAACCCAAAGCGGGGGUCCCCCAAGGAACUGGGGGCGAGGGCGGCCCCCCCAACGGCCACCCCAGCUGCCACGCUGCCCCCCGCAAGUUCCAGCACACCUCUGCCGUCAUCCUGCAGCUGCAGCCCGCUGGCACCACGGUGAGGGGCGUCCCCCCAUCCCCCCCCAGCAUGGUUUGGGGGUGCAGGGGGGGUAGAGAUGGGGGGCUGGUGUGGGAAUGGGGGGGCCUGAUCUGCACACGUGCGUGUGUGUGCACACAUGCAUGCCUGAUCCAUGCACGUCUGCGUGCACCUGAUUUGCGCCGUGUGCGCAAUCCCUGUGGCUGA